Calliphora vicina (urban bluebottle blowfly) is the source of this 2844-nucleotide messenger RNA. RefSeq names its product scaffold protein salvador-like. The transcript is spliced from 2 exons. Gene Ontology annotation, cellular component: cytosol. The coding region runs from base 332 to 2305 and encodes 657 amino acids. The record is from RefSeq and is a predicted model, not a curated record. Gene Ontology annotation, molecular function: molecular adaptor activity; protein binding. Gene Ontology annotation, biological process: negative regulation of cell population proliferation; apoptotic process; hippo signaling. NCBI's taxonomy places the organism in Eukaryota, Metazoa, Arthropoda, Insecta, Diptera, Calliphoridae.
AAGAUAACAGCUGACUGAGUGAAGCCCUUUUAUAUUUGUAUUUUUUUUACCCAGUUCUUUUUAAUUUUUGUAAUUUUAUUUUAAUAUUUUUAACUUUUAUAUGCAAUAAUUAUAGAAAAAUACAACGCGAAUGAACAAUACGAAAAAGUAUACAUAAACGUACGAUAUAUAUAUUAAAAAAGAAAAAGCAAUUUUUAUAAUAUAAAGGAAUAUAAAACAACACCCAUGAGUAAGCACUUUGUAAGAGUUGGGAAAUCUUUAUUUUUAUUUAAUUGAUAAUUCGCGGCGAGGAUACGAUUUUUAAACUGCGACUUCCUUAAUUGGAUGUUGCAUGAACUACUUAACCAUUUUGCUGUGCAAUCGUAAACCACCAACGAUGCUCUCACGCCGGAGCAAAGAUAAACAGACAGCACACAAAGAGGGCGUUGUGGGGAAGUAUGUCAAGAAGGAGACACCUCCCGAAAUACCCGUCAUAAAUGUUUGGUCUUUUGAUGAUCAACGUACAAAGCAGAAAUCAAAGACUUUACAGAGAUGUGCUUCAGCCUCGCCUAGUUGUGAUAACGUUGGUGGUAUAGGCGCCGUAGGUACUGGAGGUCGAGGUCGAUCGGGCAGCGUAAGUCGUAAUACAUAUACCGACACUCAGCCGGAUUAUUAUCAUGCUCGUAGAGCAAAAUCUCAAUUACCUCCCUCCACGAACUCAAUGCGUUCAACUCUGCCCCAGCCACCACAAUCCACACAGCCAACGAGGCGUAUGCAACAAUACCAACAGCAUCAUCCACCGCCCAUAACCUCACAUUCGUUUUAUUCGACGAACAACUUGGAAAUGUCUCCGGGUCACAGUCUCAAUAACAAUUUGAGUAGCAAUAGCAGCAAUUAUGUGAAUAUUGAACAGAUUGAUCGUAUGCGCCGACAGCAAUCGUCUCCGCUGCAGCAUUCACAAUCUAGUUACUUUCAACGCAGCUAUUCAUCAAAUCAAAAGCAUGCCAAUUCAUUUGAUGGCCAUACCAAUAUGAUGAGAGAACGUCUGGAUUCCAUGCAGUCCAAUAUGUUGCAGUUGCCAAGGGGUGCAACACCAAGACCUCAAACGCCACCCCAUCACUAUCAACAACAACAACAGCAGCAACUCCAGCUGCAACAGCAACAACAGCAUCAUCAACAUCCUCCCUUAACACAAACUUAUUCCUCAGAAUCCUGUCCCAUCUAUGAGAAUCCAUAUCGUGUGUCUAACUCUUUACUUCCGCCCUCUUUAACAAUGGCCGAAUCACAAAUGUCCCUGUCCACACAUGGCAAUCGUUCAGAGUCACCCAUUUAUAGUAACACCACCUCAAUGGCCAGUAACAUAAAUCAUACACAUCAUCAGCAAUAUCAACAUUAUCAACCUCAGCAGCAUCAAAUCCAUCAGCAGCAACAUCAUAAUUAUAACAACAACUCUAAUACAAACCAAAUGAUGUCUUCUUAUGAUCUCAGUUCACGUGCAACACCACAAUCCCACAACCAAGCCAACUCUUCAUCAUCCAUGCAGUCAUUGUAUCAAAAUACCAACACCAAUAAUGCCGUUAGUAAUGCCAAUAACAAUAACAACCAUACAUCCUCCUCUACUUCCACCAAUACAACCAACACCACGCAAUUGCGCAAACAUCCUUCACAACAAUCGUUAGAGGAAGAAUUACCUUUGCCCCCCGGCUGGGCUACACACUACACUUUACACGGUCGUAAAUAUUAUGUUGAUCAUAAUGCCCACACAACCCAUUGGUCGCAUCCUUUGGAACGUGAAGGCCUACCGGUAGGUUGGCGUACGGUCGUCUCAAAAGUGCACGGCACAUACUAUGAGAAUCAAUAUACCGGACAGUGCCAACGCCAACAUCCUUGCCUAACAUCCUAUUACGUUUAUACCACUUCGGCUGAGCCGCCCAAGGCCAUACGUCCCGAGACCUAUUCGCCACCUACACACACUCACAACGCCUUGGUGCCGGCCAAUCCAUAUUUACUGGAGGAAAUUCCCAAAUGGUUGGCUGUUUAUUCGGAGGCGGAUUCUUCGAAGGAUCACAUGCUACAAUUCAAUAUGUUUAGUUUGCAAGAAUUGGAGUGCUUUGACGGCAUGUUGGUGCGUUUGUUUAAACAAGAAUUGGGCACGAUUGUUGGAUUUUAUGAGCGUUAUAGGCGAGCUCUAAUUUUGGAAAAGAAUCGUCGUGCCGAACAAGAACGUUAUUUGCAGGAAUUGCAUGCUGCCGCAGUUGCCAAUAACAACAGCAAUCUGAAUCCUAAUACAGGUGUGGUUAAUCACAUAAGUCAACAGCAACUUUAAAGAGAUUCAUGUUGGCCACAAAAUAGACGAAAAAUGCGUAAUAUUUAUCAUAAACAAAACACAUCCUCGCUUAUUUGCAGACUUUGUUUAUAAUUUUAUUUUAUAUACAUAUAUAAUUUUUCUUUUUUAUUAUUUAUUUUUAAAUAUAGUUUAUUGAGUUAUUUUUUAUUAAAAUAUUUGCAAAACAAAAAUAUACACUUUGGGUCUUAUUCAUAAUAACAUUUUUAAUUUUAAUAAUAUUUUAUUAUGAUUAAGGCCAUUUAUUUAUAAAAAAAAGCCUUAAGCCUGGUGCCUUAAAUGAAAAAAAAAUCAUGUUUUUAAAUUGUUGUAAAAUUAAUUACAAUUUUUAACUUUUAUUUAUAAUUAUAAUUGUCAAAAUACAAAAAAAAAAUUAUUAUUUUCUAUUUUAAUUUAUUUAAUUUUUUUUUAGAAAUACCCAACAUCAUUUUCAUUAUCAUUGUAUAUUUAUUAUUAUUGUAUACAAAAAAUAAAGUUGUGUUUUUUUUUUAAAUUUUUGCUGAUGCAAUUUAUACUCAAAA